This is a messenger RNA of Nicrophorus vespilloides, 1680 nucleotides long. RefSeq names its product nuclear transcription factor Y subunit alpha (gene Nf-YA). Gene Ontology annotation, cellular component: CCAAT-binding factor complex. Gene Ontology annotation, molecular function: DNA-binding transcription factor activity, RNA polymerase II-specific; RNA polymerase II cis-regulatory region sequence-specific DNA binding. The record is from RefSeq and is a predicted model, not a curated record. The transcript has 6 exons. Gene Ontology annotation, biological process: regulation of transcription by RNA polymerase II. Bases 235 to 1215 code for a protein of 326 amino acids. Lineage: Eukaryota; Metazoa; Arthropoda; Insecta; Coleoptera; Silphidae.
AACGUAGCCAAGCUCCGACAGGCCCGUCGAUCGGGCCACGGAGCAUCGACCGUUGUUGUUCGUACGCUCAGAGCCAGAGCUAGGGAGUGGUAGGUAGUCGAACGCCACCAAUACACAACCAGUUUUGUGCAUGCUGCGUCGCGACCAUUGGUCUACAAUUUGUCGACCAAUCAUUGAGAAAGUCCACACUAAAAUAUCCAAUUGUAACAAGGGGCACAGUUGAGCUUCGGAACCAUGGAGCAAAUUACUGCGGAUGGUCAGGUGGUGAUGCAAACAGUGUCUGGUGUUGCACCUCAGCAAGUCCAGGUCAUGCAGAUGCCAGCAAAUGGGCAAGUGAUCCAGGGUGCGAAUGGACAGCAGAUCAUGGUGCAUACGAUGCCACAGAAUGGUCAGAUACAAGUGGCGCAAGGUGCCAAUGGACUUCAACAAAUUCAAGUAGUGCCAGUGUCAAGUUUACAGGGACAGGGACAGAUAUUACUGCAGCAGCCCCAGCAGCAGACAGCGCAAAUAGUUCAAACUGCAGAUGGACAGACUUUUAUUUAUCAACCAGUGGCUAUUGAUGGUAGUGGAAUACAGCAGUCUCAACCAACAGUUUUGAAUAUCAAUGGGAAUUUAGUACAAUUGCAAAGUGCACAGACUGCACCAGCGGCUACGACUGUAACACAGCCCACUGCAGUCACAUCACCUAAUGGCCAAACAGUUGUCCAGCAUGUCGCAAACAGUUCCACCAAUCAACUGGCCAUGUCUAAUGGAAACAUAGUUAUGGUGAGAAAUGCAACGGAUAUGGUACCUGGCACCAGUGCAUCAGUCUCAAGAGUACCUAUAACCGGUACUGAAUUCUGGGAAGAGGAACCCUUGUACGUUAAUGCCAAGCAGUACAGAAGAAUUUUAAAACGACGACAAGCUAGGGCGAAAUUAGAAGCGGAGGGCAAAAUACCUAAAGAACGACCUAAAUACCUCCAUGAAUCCAGACAUAGGCAUGCAAUGAAUAGAAUACGUGGAGAAGGUGGUAGAUUUCACUCAGGUUCUGUGAAGAAACGAAAACAAAUGUUGCAGGAACAAGCAAGACAGCAGCAACAGCAGCAGCAACAAUCAUCACAGCAGCAGCAAACUCAUCAGCAAAAUAUACAACGUUCUAUGGUGUAUAGUGGUCUAGAAAAUACAAUUAUUAUAGAGUCUGUGAUGCCAGAAGUAAUAACUGACCCAUUGUCGUAAUGUUAUUCAAAGGAUUGUAAAUUUGUAAAUAUUUUCUUUUUAAGUUAAUUAGCAAUAUUGUAUAUAUAUAAUAUAAAAAUCUGUAACACUUUAGUAUUUAUAUAUUACUUUUUGGUAUUUAAAUAUAGGACUGAAGGUAGGAAGGACGUAAGUCUCGAUCUGAAAAUUGUAACUUUGAUAUUUUUUUUUCUCGUUUUGUUCUCUUUAUAUUCAAUUCAAUUGCGAAGAUAUUGUAUCUAGUUUGUUUUUUUUAUAUACACAUAUAUAUAUAUAAUCUUUUGAGUUAUAUUCAGUUAAUACCGAUGAUAUCGAAAUGUACAACAUAUUUUAUAUGCAAAAAUCAGCACCAAUAUUCCAUGGUUUAUAUUUAAGCUCAUAUAUUUUGCUUUGAAAGUGAAUAAAAUAUAUUUAUUUCAUAAAUAUUCAUUUCAACAUCGCAACGACAAAUCUAUUUUCAAAGUACAC